Molecule: messenger RNA, 2361 nt
Organism: Plasmodium gallinaceum
Lineage: Eukaryota; Apicomplexa; Aconoidasida; Haemosporida; Plasmodiidae
Product: conserved Plasmodium protein, unknown function
Exons: 2
Coding region: 1-2361 (786 amino acids)
Source: RefSeq, a predicted model, not a curated record
AUGAGUCAAAUUAAUAAUGUAAAUAGAGCAAUAUCACUUACAGAAUCAGUAAGAGAACAUUUAAAUCAAUUAAACGAACUUGUAACUUCAGAGUUUGGAUAUUUUUGUGAAAAUAAUAAUGUUGAAUAUUCUAUUGAUAAAAUGGAUAGCUUUUCUAAAACUCCGCUGAUGCCUUUUUUUUCCUCAUGGAGGAUGGAUGAUCUGUAUAAUUUUGAUUUAGGUAGUAUCCUGUCUAUAUUAAAGAGAAACAAUUUUUUUAUGUCAUGUUUUCUUUUUCUAUGCAUUUUUUCAUGUAUUUAUUUUAUAAGUUUUAUUCUUUAUUCUAAUUGUACAAGGAGAAUAAUUAAAUUAUUUACUAGCUGUUGCACUAGAAUUACAAAAAAAAAAAAAGAAGACGAAUAUGAUAAUGAUAAAAGUGAAAAUUCUAAAAAUGUACUAAAAAUAUUUAAAAAUAUUUUAAUAUAUUUUUUUUUGUGUGUUUUGCUAUGUGCUCUUAUUGCUAUGGGUUCCUUUUGUCUACAUUAUUUUUUUAAAACAAAAAAGGAUAUACAUAUGAACAUUUGUAAUGUUUCUAGAACAUUUGAAAACUUAAUAAAAGAUAAAUGUUCUAAUAGAACAAAUGAUAAUAUGUCUUGUUUUUCUGUUGAAAAUGUAAUAAAUGAUACUAUACUAAUUUUACAGAAAUAUAAAGAUAUAAAAAAACAAAUAGAAGAUAAUUCUCUUGUAGAUGUAAAUAAACCAAUUCCUGCCCUUAUAAAGUUUAAAAAUUCUUUUAACAAUUUAAAAAAAUUGAAAAAUAAUUUGUCUGUUAAUAAUAAUAUGCUUGAAAGAAGAUAUCUUCAUGUGUAUCCAGGUUUAAUAAGUCUAGAAAAAUCUCUUGAAUCUAUUAUAAAUGAAGGAAAUAAUAAUUUAAAAAAAACAGAAGGUACAACUGUGCAGAUAAAAAGAAAAAUAAAAACAACUUUUGAUAGAAUAGAUUAUUAUAUAGAACAAAACUUUAGGACGCAUUUUAGUUAUAUAACUAACAUAAUUCAAUCAACUAGUUAUAUAAUAAGUGAUUUUAACGAUAAGUAUAGUUCUAAAGAAAAUAUAAAUAAAUAUAGUAAUAUAGUUCCUUUUAUUUAUAUUAUUUUAUUAAUACCACCAUUAAUUAUUCUUAUAGGGUUAAUUUUAUAUAUAGUAUGUAUAUUAAAAGGAGAUUAUACAGGAAAUCAUAAUUCUUUUUAUAAAUUAUUUGGUUUAUUUAGUGCCUAUUUUGGUUUUUUAACUAUUAUAACAUUAAUAAUUACCACUUUCUUUUUGACAAUUUCGAUUUUAGGUGGAACAACUUGUGUUAUUACAGAAGAUUUACUACAAAAAAGGAUAAACUUUAAUUUUAAAAAUAUUACGAUAGUUGAUAAAUGUAUUAAAAAUGAAAAUGCAGCUAUAAUUGAUGAAAGCCAUGUAAAUUUAUUAAUUAGAAAAUUUAAUACGUUUAAUAUAAAUGAUACUGAAGAAAAAUUAAAAGAACAUGAGAAUUUUUUUAAUGAUAUAAAAAAAAAAUUUUAUGAAAAUGCAAAUAAAAUUUUUGAUUAUAUGUGGAUAAUUAUAAUGAAAAAAGAUGGUAAUAGAUAUUACAAUAAAAUAAAAAGUAAUGAAAUUAAGUCUCCUUUAAUAGCAAUAGGAAUUGUGAAAGAAAAUUUUAAUUUUGGUGGAAGAGAUUUUAUUGGUAUAGAUGAAUAUUUAAGAAUCUUAAAUCAACGUAUUUUUCCUAAUAACAAUAAUAAUAAGUUAUGUUUUGAAGAUAAUACAUGUGAAAACGACCAGAACAAAUAUAAUAUUACUGCAAAAUCUAGUAUAAAUGAUCAAAAAUAUAUUCAAUUUCGUGAUAAAAUAAAUGUGCUUAUUAAAGAAGAUAUAGAUGAACUUGUUCAGUUGUUUAUUCUUAAAGCUAAAAUUAGAAAUGAAAAAAUUUUUGAUGUAAGUGAUUUAGAUAGUACUAUAACAGAAAAGUUGAAUUGGAAAAAUUAUACACCAAAAACUACUGAAACAACUAGAAAUAAAUCUAUUAUAUAUAAUUAUAUAACAAGUAUAAUUGAAAGUAUAAAUUUUACUGAAAUUAAAAACUUUUGUAAUAAAAUUAAAAUUCAAUAUAGCUCAAUGACAGAAUUAAUUGUUCAGACAAUUCGAUCAAUAUCAAGAAAUUCUCGAUGUAAUAAAAUCAUAAAGGAAAUAAAUAAAAUGAAGUAUUUUUUUUGUAAUAAAUUUAUUAUAAAUUUAACUACCUUAUCUAUUUUUUCAUUUUCAUUUUCAGUUGUUUCUUUCUUCCUCUGGUUCGUUUUUCUUUUCUUGUGGUUACGCCACAAGUUAAGUGUUAUGUAA